CCCAGGACUCCCUGCAGAGCCAGUCGGGGUGGGUGCCUCUCCUGCUGGCCCUCCUCCACGAGUACACAGCUAGCAACUCCCCCUGGCAGCCUUACUUCUCCCUCUGGCAGGACUUCAGGAGCCUGGAUCACCCCAUGUUCUGGCCUGAAGAAGAGCGAAGGCGGCUCCUGCAGGGCACAGGCAUCCCAGAAGCUGUGGACAGGGACCUGGCUAACAUCCACCUGGAGUACAGCUCCAUCAUCCUGCCUUUCAUGGAGUCUCACCCCAACAUCUUUGACCCCAAGCUGCACACACUGGAGUUGUACAAGCAGCUGGUGGCAUUUGUCAUGGCCUACAGCUUUCAGGAACCUUUGGAGGAGGAAGAUGAAGAUGAGAAGGGCCCCAAUCCUCCCAUGAUGGUGCCUGUAGCAGAUAUUUUGAACCACGUGGCCAACCACAAUGCCAACCUGGAAUACUCCCCUCAAUGUUUACAAAUGGUUACAACACAGCCCAUCAGCAAAGGACAAGAGAUCUUCAACACCUAUGGGCAGAUGGCCAACUGGCAGCUCCUACACAUGUAUGGCUUCGCAGAGCCGUACCCUGGCAACACCAACGACACGGCUGACAUCCAGAUGGUGACAGUACGCAAGGCAGCGCUGCAGCGGGCAAGAAGCAAAGCACAGCAGCAGCUGGUCUCAGAGCAGUGGGACUUCUUGUGCCAGCUGGAGAUGGUGGGGGAGGAAGGUGCCUUUGUGCUGGGCUGGGAUGAGGUGCUGACAGAGGAAGAGCUGGCUGUGACCCUGAAGGUGCUCUGCAUGUCAGAAGAAGAGUUCAAGGAGUACAAGGAACAAGAUGGCUGGGAAGAUGACAGUGAGGAAGAACAACACUCUCUCCUCUCUAACAAGGCUCUCUCCAGACUUAAAACCCCUUGCAAGAAGCUCCUUUAUGACAGUGUGCUGCUGACCCUGGAGUCCUACGGGUCAGACUUGAAAGCAGAGCAGGACUUACUAAAUAACAAGGAGACUUACGAGAAACUGAGUCGAAGGGAGCAGCAAGCUUUGCAUGUGCGCUAUGGACAGAAAAAGAUCUUGCAUCAGCUGCUAGAGCUGGUACACUAGAAACCUCGCUGCCUCUGGAAAUGAACUGCCUGGAACUGUGCCUAGGAAGGGAAGGUCACCUUCUGGCCAUCUCUCCUACAGCAGUGAGAACAGAGAGCAAGAUUAAAUAUAAAUAUGGGCCUACUUGUCCCUCCAAUGGCAUAUGGCUUUUUAGCUACCUCUGCAUAAACAAAAGUAUCUUCCACAGCACAGAA
Messenger RNA from Pterocles gutturalis (yellow-throated sandgrouse), 1291 nucleotides. RefSeq names its product SET domain containing 6 (gene SETD6). The transcript is spliced from 6 exons. Gene Ontology annotation, cellular component: nucleus. The annotation marks the transcript as partial. NCBI's taxonomy places the organism in Eukaryota, Metazoa, Chordata, Aves, Pterocliformes, Pteroclidae. The record is from RefSeq and is a predicted model, not a curated record. Gene Ontology annotation, molecular function: protein-lysine N-methyltransferase activity; protein binding. Gene Ontology annotation, biological process: peptidyl-lysine monomethylation.